Molecule: messenger RNA, 1101 nt
Organism: Mercurialis annua (annual mercury)
Lineage: Eukaryota; Viridiplantae; Streptophyta; Magnoliopsida; Malpighiales; Euphorbiaceae
Exons: 3
Coding region: 155-982 (275 amino acids)
Molecular function (GO): oxidoreductase activity
Source: RefSeq, a predicted model, not a curated record
CUCGCAUUUAUAAACAUUACAAAAAAGUCAAGAUCGAUUCGUUCUUAUGGAAACGCAUGUAAACAAGUAUGAAUAGGGCCACCAUUAGUCCGACUCUUCAACAACUCUCAAUCUGAAGCAGUCAUUUACUUGUGGUGAUACCAUUUUAGAAGUGAUGUCACGGCAACUGGAGCCAUGGUGCGAUCUUGAGAACAAGGUGGUUCUAGUCACCGGGGCAUCCGCCGGAAUAGGCAGAGAAUUCUGUCUCGACCUGGCCAAAGCCGGCUGCAAAGUCAUAGCCGCUGCUCGCCGCGUCGACCGCCUCAAAUCUCUCUGCGAUCAAAUCAAUCAGCAUAGCUCCAUUAAUGCCCCUCUGGCUAUAGCUGUGGAGCUGGAUGUCUGCGCCGAUGGGCCGACCAUCGAUAAGUCUGUAGAGACUGCCUGGGAGGCGUUCGGUAGAAUCGACGCUCUUGUUAAUAAUGCCGGUGUUAGAGGGAAUGUGAAGACGCCGCUGGAUUUAACCGAGGAAGAGUGGGAUCAUGUGGUGAAAACGAAUAUGAAAGGGUCAUGGUUGGUUUCAAAGUAUGUAUGUAUUCGAAUGCGUGACACCCGAAUUGGAGGCUCCAUUAUUAACAUCUCUUCAAUUGCUGGUAUUGAUCGGGGUCAAUUACCUGGUGGUGUUGCUUAUGCUGCUUCUAAGGCCGGCCUCAAUGCCAUGACUAAGGUGAUGGCUGUGGAGCUGGGAGUGCACAAUAUCAGAGUGAACGCUAUAUCGCCCGGACUUUUUAAAUCAGAGAUCACAGAGGUUCUUAUGCAGAAAGACUGGCUGAACAACGUUGCUUUACGAACUGUGCCUUUAAGGGAAUAUGGUACUUCUGAUCCGGCAUUGACGUCCCUUGUCCGAUAUUUAAUCCAUGACUCCUCGCAAUAUGUUUCUGGCAAUAUAUUCAUUGUUGAUGCUGGAGCAACCCUUCCAGGUCUCCCUAUAUUCUCAUCCCUCUAAGGGAAUAUGCUACUCUUCUCUUAGUCCACACAUAAGGAGAGCCGAAAUUUACCUUUUGUAUCAGAAUUUAUAAAUGUUCUCAAUUUCUCAGUGUGCUUUUUGCAUUCUCCUUUCCUCAA